GAAACCCUUUCACUCAUCAGCGGUGAAAAUAUGGCCGGACAAUACAUAAAUGCAUAAAUAAAUUAAGAAAUAAAUAAAAGAAUUUCUGGAAAGCUUCUUUUGAUUGGAUACAAAAUUUUCCCAGCUUCUUCAACCCAUGGCUUGGCUGAUCAACAGUAGAGGACUUGCAAGCAAAGUGAAGAAUGCUGCUCGGUCGACCGCUUGUCCGAUCAAAGAGUGCGGGGCAAAUCGUGAAUGCCCGAAUUGCCAUUUUGUUAUAGAUAACAGCGAUGUUUUAUCGGAAUGGCCUGGCUUACCGGUUGGUGUGAAGUUUGAUCCAUCUGAUGGUGAACUCUUAGUACACUUAGCGGCUAAGUGUGGUGUCGGAAACUCACAGCCACACUUGCUUAUCGAUGAGUUCAUCCCUACACUUGAGGGGGAUAAUGGAAUUUGCUAUGAUCAUCCCAAAAACCUUCCUGGCGCAACGAAAGAUGGAAGCAGCAUCCAUUUCUUCCAUAAAACAAUGAAAGCAUAUGCUACUGGUCAGAGGAAGCGCCGCAAGGUUGAUAGUCAGCGUAGCGUGGCUUCAGAGGAUGUCCGCUGGCACAAAACGGGUAAGACCAAGGCUAUAAUGGAAAAUGGAGUUAAGGGCUGGAAGAAGAUCAUGGUCCUAUACAGAAGUUCGAAGAAAGGUAUCAAACCAGAAAAAGUUAACUGGGUGAUGCAUCAGUAUCACCUGGGAGCUGAAGAGGAUGAGAGAGAAGGUGAAUAUGUGGUGUCAAAGAUAUUCUACCAGCAGCAUAAGCAGUCAGAAAGGAAUGACAACAAUGUGGUCACUGAAGAUAAUGAUGUCAAUGCACUUCGAACUAGCCCCAGGACCCCCGUACCCAAUCCUCCAAUUCCACCUAGACCAGGGAAAUCUGUAUGCUUUGAGGAUGUUCCUGAUGAAGCUAUGCUCCGCUCAUCUGUCAAGGAACCGGAGCUUGCCCAGGAAGCAUAUCGUGUCCCUCAACCUGAUACUCGGUUUGAAGACAAUAUUGGGCAGCCUACCUGGCUCGCAGGCGAAUCUCAGGCCGACGAUUUGCAUAGCUUGGAUGAAACCUUGUUAUGCAAGGAGAUCUUUGGUUCAGCAACGAACCUCAUAUCUAACACUGACUUCAAUAACAAUACAUACGAGGUGAAUGGAAACAGCAGCACAUCGUGUGGACGUCAUGACCUUGAGAAUAUUGGACUUGAUUCUCCUCCAGAUUUCCAGCUGCCUGAUUUUCAGUUUUCAUCCCAAGACAGUUUUAAUUGGCUAGACAGGUUAAGCUGACGAUGAAAGAGCUUCCGGGAAUGACAUUGAAUUCCCAAAUUUGUGCAAUCGUAGAAUCCAUUCGAAUGGCCUCUUUUUCUGCAUGCUCUUCAAGGGCAACGAGGCAACUUCAGUGCUUUAGGAUACGCAUGGAGUUUCCCCUUGCCCUUUGCAACUUCUCCGAGCAUAUGAAGUGCGUAGGCAUGUAGCCACGGAGAUACAGAUUCCUAUCAGUCAGCUGUCGACUACUUAGAUUAGUAUUCAGAACUCAGAAUGUUCAACCAAAAAUUAGCAAGGAUGAUUUUAUGUUCCGCCCUUGGCCUUGGCUUCUCCUAUGUGCCAAGUACGGGUGAUCGUUGUAUUUUUAGUAUUGGCGUUGUGUGCUUGUGAACAAGUGAGACUGUUUUUGCAACCAGUGUAUGGCAGAUCAAAGCAUCUCGUGGGAUGCUCAUACAUUGUUGGCAAUAGCAGUUAUGUGCCAUUCUACAUUUGUUGUUGCAUUGUGUAAUUUGGAACUUAUUGCUUCUUGACAAAUGCUUGCUGUAUAAUCAAUGGUUUGUUUUAUUA
Molecule: messenger RNA, 1840 nt
Organism: Malus domestica (apple)
Lineage: Eukaryota; Viridiplantae; Streptophyta; Magnoliopsida; Rosales; Rosaceae
Product: SUPPRESSOR OF GAMMA RESPONSE 1
Biological process (GO): regulation of DNA-templated transcription
Cellular component (GO): nucleus
Molecular function (GO): DNA-binding transcription factor activity; transcription cis-regulatory region binding
Source: RefSeq, a predicted model, not a curated record